Mus caroli (Ryukyu mouse) is the source of this 969-nucleotide messenger RNA. Lineage: Eukaryota; Metazoa; Chordata; Mammalia; Rodentia; Muridae. The record is from RefSeq and is a predicted model, not a curated record.
AUGGCCCAGUUUUUGAAAGAGGGACCUGCUGGUUUUCCUGCACAGGUUAUUCCGAUGCUGCAGGAAUUCAUAAUCAAGAAGUUGGGGCGCNCUUUCAUUGAGCCACCCCCCUUUGACUUGGCCAAGGCAUUUGGGGACAGUAACUGUUGUGCACCAUUGAUCUUUGUGCUCUCCCCUGGAGCAGAUCCCAUGAAUGCUCUUCUGAAAUUCGCUGAUGACCAGGGAUAUGGGGGCUCCAAACUUAGCUCUCUAUCUCUGGGCCAAGGCCAAGGGCCCAUCGCUAUGAAGAUGUUAGAGAAAGCUGUCAAGGAUGGGACCUGGGUUGUUCUUCAAAACUGUCACCUUGCCACCUCUUGGAUGCCAACUCUUGAGAAAGUUUGUGAGGAGUUAAGUGCAGAAUCAACACACCCUGAUUUCCGAAUCUGGCUGACAAGUUACCCAUCUCCAAAUUUCCCUGUGUCGGUCCUGCAGAAUGGAGUAAAAAUGACCAAUGAAGCACCGAAAGGAUUGCGGGCUAAUAUCAUCCGAUCAUACCUCAUGGACCCGAUCUCUGACCCUGAAUUCUUUGGCAGCUGCAAAAAGCCUGAGGAAUUCAAGAAAUUGCUUUAUGGCCUCUGUUUCUUUCACGCUUUGGUACAAGAGAGACGAAAAUUUGGACCCCUGGGGUGGAAUAUUCCUUACGAAUUCAAUGAGACAGAUCUAAGAAUCAGUGUGCAGCAACUCCGCAUGUUCCUGGACCAGUAUGAGGAACUUCCUUACGAUGCUCUCCGCUACAUGACUGGGGAAUGUAAUUAUGGAGGCCGGGUGACCGACGACUGGGACCGGCGCACAUUGCGCAGCAUUCUCAACAAAUUCUUCUGCACAGAAUUGGUUGAAAAUUCACAAUACAAAUUUGACUCUAGUGGCAUCUAUUUCGUUCCUCCCUCUGGUGAUGUAAGUAAAGUCCCCUUUAAGAGCAGAAAAACAUGA